This is a messenger RNA of Pocillopora verrucosa, 787 nucleotides long. RefSeq lists its product as uncharacterized. Lineage: Eukaryota; Metazoa; Cnidaria; Anthozoa; Scleractinia; Pocilloporidae. The record is from RefSeq and is a predicted model, not a curated record.
CCCAUACUCGACACGCAGCUUAAUGAGUCACUGAUGUUAGAUGGUUUUGACUUCAUUUAACCAAAAUCGCUCUGAAUCGAUUUAAAAACCAUCACCUGGCGGAUGGACGUUUUUAUUUUGCACCAGUCCGUCGCCACCUCGUCACGCCAUCUUCCUUCAACUUUAUUGGAAAGCAUUCCUACACGACCAUCCAUCCAUUCGUACAUACAGAAAUAUGGCCUUUGUUAAAAUCGUUCUUUGGUCAUGUCUGGGAGCUGUCCUCGGCUACUUUGCCAUCCAAGAGUUCACAGUGGUCACCGAAAGCUUUUUAAUACAGAAGCUUAUACCUGCUAAGAGGAAGGAUGUUUUCGACCUGCUGAUCAAUCCAGAUUAUAUCUUAAAGUUUCACCCCUUGUGUGUUGGUAUCACCAAUGUUACAACAUCAAAUGGAAGGGAUGGAAUGAAAACUGUUCAGUUUGUUGUUACUGAUAAAACAGCCAUUUCAUUAGGGUUUUUUGAAAUCAACCAAAACAUCACUUUUCCUGUGAAUGAGACAGUCAUAGAGGAAAAUGCAAUCAUUGAGAACAGAGCCUUACUGAUGGGUGGUUAUUUCACACUAAAACAGAGGUGGAAGAUGGCUGAUUAUACCAGUGGAAGUGGAGAUAAAAUUAGUUCAUUAGAGGAUCAUUUUCAGGUUACCUCCUUUCGUAUUUUGUUACGAUAUUCCAUGAAGGUAGCAUUUGGAGCAUUCCAUGGUUUGCUUGAACACUUUCUUAUUUCACAAAUAUUUGAGAACCAACCUGCAUGA